Messenger RNA from Fraxinus pennsylvanica, 426 nucleotides. The record is from the annotation of a GenBank genome assembly. Lineage: Eukaryota; Viridiplantae; Streptophyta; Magnoliopsida; Lamiales; Oleaceae.
AUGGUGGUUUCGGCGGUGGCGAUUGCCGGCGGAGAUGGUGGAGGUGGGAUCAGGGCGAAAUCAAAGAAAAUCUUCCAGAAACCAAACAACUUUCAGUUGAUUGGUUUUUGUCCUACAAUGGAAGCCAAAUUCUUUCGCUUUCUUAAGAUUGUGGGAGUUGGUUUCAAAGCCAGAGCAGAAGCAGAAGGUCGUCUCUUGUACCUUAAACUUGGUUAUAGCCAUGAGGUCGAACUUACUGUACCUCCAGCAGUUCGUGUGUUCUGCUUCAAAAACAACGUAGUCUGCUGCACUGGGAUUGACAAGGAAAGGGUGCAUCAAUUUGCCGCUGCUGUCCGUAAUUGCAAGCCUCCUGAAGUUUACAAAGGAAAAGGUAUAAUGUACAUUGAUGAAGUUAUAAAGAAAAAGGAGGGAAAGAGAUCAAAAUAA